AUGUCUAGGUCUAUUCUCUUAGAUGCUGAAGAACUUAUCCAUGAGAAUGCCCGUAGCUUCUCAUACACGAUCAAGGCCUUCUCUUUGAUAAGGGAACCUAUUGUGGUGCUUCCUGUAACUAGGAGCAUUGCAUCAAUGGGUGUUGAUUUUAUCCCUCCAGUAAUUAGUCGUAAUGCUUGGUUGUGUGCCUUCUCGAGUGGUUUGAGAGUCACCUCUGUGGCUGUAAUGAGUGGCUCACAGCAAUACAACAUUAUUGGCUGA
Molecule: messenger RNA, 261 nt
Organism: Rodentolepis nana
Lineage: Eukaryota; Metazoa; Platyhelminthes; Cestoda; Cyclophyllidea; Hymenolepididae
Source: the annotation of a GenBank genome assembly